CUCUCUUUCUCUCUUCUUUAUAUAUAUAUAUGCAUACAUAUUUAUAAUACUGAAUAAUAAAGAUCAUAAACAUAAUAUGAUAGAUUCACCAGAAAUAUCAGAAGAAUGCAAAGCAUAUGAAAAAUUUGCAUUGGAUCACUGGCAAGACAAUCCAUUUCCAAUGGUAAAGCAUAAAUUAAUUAGAUAUAUUAAAGUUAGAGCGCGAUGCAGUACAUUUGUCAAUUUUAUUACCAAUUUGGAAAAACAUCCUUUACAUGGCCCAGAAUGGUUCAUGAACAUGAGUAAUGACGCUGAUAUACAAAGAAUAAUGAAACUUGCAUAUCAGCUAUGGCCACGUCAAAUAAAACAAUGUCGAUUACCGAUCAUUGGUUUAGGGGUUUUGAAUGAAAAAGGACAAUUUGAAUCCUUUUGGUCAAAGAUUGAAAGACAAACAAAAAGUUAUGAGUCUAAAGUAAAAGUCAUUGAAAAGCCUGGAGGAAAGAAAGGAUUUAUGGUAGUAGAUGAUGAAGAGAUCAUCGAUACGAGGGAUGAAGGCACCUCUGCUAGUCAACCUAUUACAAUUGAAGAACCUUCUUUAACACCAUUUCAUUUAACACUAAGUGAUACAAAGGCCUUAUUAUCUAGAUAUAAUCCUAAUCUUACUUCUGAAUCUUCUUCUUUAAAAAAGAGUUCCAAAAAGGAGCUUUUAUCACAAUUCAAAUCAAUAGAACCAAAAAGAAAAAAUAGACAACGUAAAUCGAUGAGUCCUAGUAUUCAAUCAAGGUCUAAAUCGACUCUACCCUUUCAUUCAACAAAAGGAAAAAGGAGAGGAGACAUGAUACCAAGCCUAGAUGAAGAAGAGAAUCGAGAUGAUGAUGAUGAUGAUAGUGUCUUUGACUUUGAUUAUGAUCACAAAAGAAUAGAUAAAAGUGAAGAGUCAAAAGUGGAUCAAAGUAUUCCAGAACCUAUUAUUCCAAUCAAGUUAAAAUCAACAAAGACAGAAAGAAGUCGAUCAAAUGAGAAAGAAGAAAUAGUGGAUAUGGAUCGUUAUAUAGAGGCUUGGUUUGAAUUUAAUAGUAAAUUGCUUCUAAGUAGACUUAGAUUUGAUAAAACUAAACCAUCAGGAAUAAAAAGAGGAUUCAUAAUGAGUCAAAAAGAUGAAAAUAAAUCAAAACGUAUAGAUAAAAUGAAGAUGAGAUUAGCUUCUUUAUCACCAAAAGCAUGAUAAUAAAAAAAUAAAAAAAUAAAAAAA
This is a messenger RNA of Cokeromyces recurvatus, 1231 nucleotides long. RefSeq lists its product as uncharacterized. The record is from RefSeq and is a predicted model, not a curated record. NCBI's taxonomy places the organism in Eukaryota, Fungi, Mucoromycota, Mucoromycetes, Mucorales, Mucoraceae. The transcript has 2 exons. The coding region runs from base 77 to 1204 and encodes 375 amino acids.